CAAUACAUAUAUGCUAUGGUGUUUGCGGUGGAAGAGAUCAAUCACAGUGCAACUUUGCUGCCUGGUGUGAAGCUUGGCUACCAUAUACGUGAUAGCUGUGGCCUUCCCCCUUGGGCUAUGCAGGCAGCUCUGUCACUGGUUGGAGGAGACAGUGCCAGUGAGCAGACUGUUUCUUUGAUUAUCGGUGGCUCCUCGUCCAAAACAGCUCAGAUACUCUCCAGAAUCCUGGGGCCACUCACUGUACCUUUAAUGAGUUACACGGCUAGCUGCCCCUGUCUGAGUGACAGACUCCAGUAUCCAAACUUCUUCAGGACCAUGCCCAGUGAUAUUUACCAAGCCCGAGCUAUUGCCCAGCUUUCCAUACGCUUCAAUUGGACCUGGAUCGGAGCAGUUGUAGCAAAGAACGAUUAUGGUCUUGUGGCCAUAAAGGUUUUUCAGGAGGAGACUCAGGGGGCCGGCGUGUGUCUGGCAUUUGUAGAGACUCUCCAAAGGGAAAACAUUGUGAGUGAUGCCAGACGAGCAGCCCUCACAAUUCAGGCUUCGACUGCAAAAGUGAUUCUGAUCUUUACCUGGUACACAGAUGUGAGGGAACUGUUCCUGCAACUAGCCAAGAUAAAUGUGACUGACAGACAGUUUCUUGCCAGUGAGGCUUGGAGCACCAGUGGUGAUCUACUGCAAGAUCCUGUCACUUCUAAAGUGGCAAGAGGUGUUCUGGGUGUGGCCAUUCGAAGUUCAGCUAUACCUGGAUUUGAAAAUUAUAUCAGAAGUUUGAACCCAUCUGGUCGUCCUGAUGAUAAGUUCUUAAAAAAAUUCUGGGAAAAGAUGUUUGGUGGGACAGAGUCCCUGGAUGGUGUGCAGAAUCACUUCACUGAUAUCUCCCAGCUUAGGGUGACAUAUAACGUCUACCUUGCUGUUUAUGCUGCAGCCCACGCCCUUCACAGCCUCUUGUCCUGCCCUGCUAGAGAAAGCUCACCCGGAAGCAACAACUCCAGCUGUUCCUCUCCAAAAGAUAUCAAACCCAUAGAGCUGUUGCAGCACCUGAACAACGUGAAUUUCACCACACCACAAGGUGAACUGUUUUAUUUCCAAGGUGCCGACAUUCCAGCAAAGUACGACCUUGUCAACUGGCAAAACACCCCUGAUGGGUCACUCAAACUGGUUCUGAUUGGUCGUGUGGACGGGUUUGACCUCCACCUUAAUGAAUCAGCUAUUCAGUGGAGUACAGGAUCCAAUCAGGUGCCAAUUUCAGUGUGCAGUGAGAGCUGUCCGCCAGGUUCCCGAAAGGCCAACAGGAAAGGAGAACCUCUCUGCUGCUUUGACUGUAUCCAAUGUGCUGAAGGGGAGAUCAGCAAUACAAUUGAUUCUCUUCACUGUGAACUUUGUCCACAUGAGUUUUGGUCCAAUGCAGAGCGAACUGCCUGCAUCCCUCGCCAGCUGGACUUCCUUUCCUUUAAUGAAACCUUGGGCAUCACCUUGACUACAGCAGCUGUAUCUGGUGCUGCGGUGACAACAGCUGUGUUUGUAGUGUUUCUUUACUACCGUCAAACACCUAUGGUGCGAGCCAACAAUUCAGAACUGAGCUUCCUGCUUCUCCUGUCCCUGAAGCUGUGCUUCCUGUGCUCACUGGUGUUCAUUGGUCGUCCAUCAGUCUGGUCUUGUCGAUUCCAACAGGCAGCUUUUGGGAUCAGUUUUGUACUUUGUGUUUCCUGCCUCCAAAUCAAAACUAUAGUUGUUCUGGCAGCUUUCCGCUCAGCUCGGCCAGGUGCUGGAGCCUUGAUUAGGUGGUUUGGUCCAGGCCAACAGAGAGGAAGUGUCUGCCUCUUUUCCUUUAUACAGGUUUUCAUCUGUAUUGUUUGGCUACUGUUCAGCCCUCCUGUGCCUCAAGUUAACUUGGAUAUCCCCGGGAUAAAGGUCACCUUGGAGUGUGCCAUGGCCUCUGUGGUGGGCUUCUCUCUGGUUCUGGGUUACAUUGGUCUGCUGGCCUGCACCAGUCUCUUCCUGGCCUUUCUUGCUCGGAAACUCCCUGACAACUUCAACGAGGCCAAACUGAUCACUUUCAGCAUGCUGAUAUUCUGUGCUGUUUGGAUAGCUUUUGUUCCUGCUUACGUUAGCUCCCCUGGAAAAUAUGCUGUUGCUGUGGAGAUUUUUGCAAUUCUCGCCUCCAGCUAUGGUUUACUUUUCUGUAUCUUCGCUCCAAAGUGUUUCAUUAUUCUUUUGAGGCCGGAGAAAAAUACUCGGAAACAUCUGAUGGUGAGGUAG
Molecule: messenger RNA, 2259 nt
Organism: Cyclopterus lumpus (lumpfish)
Lineage: Eukaryota; Metazoa; Chordata; Actinopteri; Perciformes; Cyclopteridae
Product: extracellular calcium-sensing receptor-like
Exons: 11
Coding region: 16-2259 (747 amino acids)
Biological process (GO): G protein-coupled receptor signaling pathway
Cellular component (GO): membrane
Molecular function (GO): G protein-coupled receptor activity
Source: RefSeq, a predicted model, not a curated record